AUGAAUUUAAGGUUUAUCUUGAUAUUCUUAGUAUUAGAUGAUUAUAGUGUAGGUAUUAGUUCUCAAAAUUGUCGAAACGAUUCAAGUGAAAAUUCAUUUGUUUAUCGACGUGUAUGCUAUUUUGCUAAUUGGGCUGCUAAACGACAUGAUAAUAUAAGUCGAUUAACACCGGAAGAUAUUGAUCCGUUUCUAUGUACGCAUAUCAAUUUUGCAUUUGCCAAAGUAUUGGAGAGUCUUGCACUGGCACCUUAUGAAGAAGACGAUGCUCAUGGAUGGACCGGUGGACCCGGCAUGUAUGAACGUGUUAUUAAAUUAAAAGAAAAAAAUCCAAAUUUAAGAAUAUUAUUAAGUGAAUAUCCUGGUGCAAAAGAUCAAGGAGCUGAAGCACAUACGAAACGAGGUUAUACAAAACUUGUCAAAAAGUUAAGCAGGACAUUUGAAAAAGAAGCAUCACUAACUGGCAAAGAAAAAUUGUUGUUAACAUGUGCUACAGCUGCUGCUCGACAUCGAAUCGAGGCUGGUUAUGAAGUAAAGGAAAUUUGCGAAUAUUUUGAUUUUAUCAGUGUAAUGACAUAUGAUUAUCAUGGAAGUUGGGAUGGUAAAACUGGUCACAAUUCACCAUUAUAUGGUAUGAAAAAAGAGCCAAAAAAAUUUCGUGAAUGGAAUGUGAAUAAUUCAAUGUACGUCUGGAUGGACAAAGGUUGUCCAAGAGAAAAAUUAAAUAUUGGCUUAUCUGCCUAUGGUCGAGCAUUUUCGUUGUACGGUGAAAAACCAACGAAGAGAAAAAUUGGUGUCAAAGCGAGUGCAGCUGAGGCUGGUCAAUAUACGAGAGAAGCUGGUGUUUUAGCCUACUAUGAAAUUUGUGAAAUACUGCAAAAAGAUUCGAGUGCACGUAUUUUUUGGCAUAAACAAAUGUCCGUACCCUAUAUUUCAAAAUCAAGUUUAUGGAUCGGAUUUGAUAAUAUAAGAAGUAUUACCGUUAAAAUGAAAUAUUUGAAAAGAGAAGGGUUUGGCGGUGUUAUUAUUUGGAGUUUAGAUUUGGAUGAUAAAACAGGUGAAAUAUGUCAUGAAGGCCCAUUUCCGAUAUUCAAUGCUGCUAAGCGUGAAUUAUCUAAAAUAACUGAUAAUGAUGAUGAGACAAACGAUGAAUGUUCAGAAAAUAAAACAUUAACGUCAUCUGAUCAUUCGAAUAAUUCAUCAAUAAAGAAUAACCAUCAUCCUUACUCGAUAAUUUUUAUGGCUAGUAAUAGUGUUAAUAACUACGGUGACAACGAUAAUGAUGAUCAAAUUAGUAAUAAAAAUAAUGAAUAUUUAAAAACGGAGCUUGUCAGUAAAUUAUUAAAACAUUUUCUACCGGAUGAUAAAUCAUCUCGUCUAGCAACAGAUACGGUGAAAUUAUUUACUGAAUUACUAUUCUUAUUCAUAACAGAAACAAUUGAACGUUCAAUAACACAAGCAAAAAAUGAUGGUUCACAAACAGUCAACAUUGAACAUAUUGAGAAAAUUUUUGUGCAAUUAUUAUUAGAUUUUUAA
Messenger RNA from Didymodactylos carnosus, 1533 nucleotides. The record is from the annotation of a GenBank genome assembly. NCBI's taxonomy places the organism in Eukaryota, Metazoa, Rotifera, Eurotatoria, Philodinida, Philodinidae.